UGGGUGCGCACGCAGCGUUUUGUCCGUUGACCGGGCGGGCGGGCGCCUGCCGCGGAGAUGCCCACUAGCAGGGAGAGCGUUAUGUCGUGCCCGACCGACGCUCACCACCAGGUCCGCAUGAAAGCCUAUUACAAAGGGGACAUCAUGAUCACCCACUUUGAUCCUGCCAUCACAUAUGAAAAUCUUUGCACUGAAGUUCGUGACAUGUGCUGCUUUGACAAUGAACAGCUCUUCACAAUGAAGUGGAUUGACGAAGAAGGCGAUCCUUGUACUGUCUCAUCUCAGCUGGAGCUGGAAGAAGCUUUUCGCCUCUAUGAGCUGAAUAAGGACUCGGAAUUGAUCAUUCACGUGUUUCCCUGCAUCCCAGAACGGCCAGGCAUGCCUUGUCCAGGUGAAGAUAAAUCAAUAUACAGACGAGGUGCUCGUCGCUGGAGAAAGCUGUACUGUGUAAAUGGACAUACUUUCCAAGCCAAAAGAUUCAACAGACGUGCACAUUGUGCUUUUUGUACUGAUCGGAUCUGGGGCCUAGGUCGUCAGGGCUAUAAAUGCAUCAACUGUAAGCUUCUGGUCCAUAAGAAAUGUCACAAGCUGGUCACAAUUGAAUGUGGACGCCACACUAUAAGCUCACAUCCUCCUCAUUAUCCUUGGGGCAGUGGUGAUCAGGAUCAUAUGAUUCCAAGUACAGAGAAUGCAGAAAACAUCGUACCAGUUAUUCCAUACAAAUCCUCCAGCCAAGAAAACCUGGAUCAUGUUGGCGAGGAGAAAGAGGCCAUGAGCAGCAGGGAAAGUGGGAAAGCUCCCUCCAGUUUGGGUGUUGCUGACUUCGAUUUAAUCCGUGUGAUUGGGAGAGGCAGCUAUGCUAAAGUUCUUCUUGUCCGAUUGAAAAAGACAGAGCGCAUUUAUGCAAUGAAAGUUGUGAAAAAGGAGCUGGUUAACGAUGAUGAGGAUAUAGAUUGGGUGCAGACAGAAAAGCAUGUGUUUGAGCAGGCAUCAAAUCACCCUUUUCUGGUAGGACUGCAUUCUUGCUUCCAGACUGAGAGCAGGCUGUUUUUUGUCAUAGAAUAUGUGAACGGUGGAGAUCUGAUGUUUCAUAUGCAGAGGCAACGAAAGCUUCCAGAAGAGCAUGCCAGAUUUUACUCUUCAGAGAUCAGUCUGGCGUUAAACUACCUUCAUGAACAUGGGAUAAUUUACAGAGAUUUGAAACUUGACAAUGUCCUGCUGGAUUCUGAAGGACACAUAAAACUCACAGACUAUGGAAUGUGUAAGGAAGGCUUGAGGCCUGGAGAUACAACCAGCACAUUCUGUGGUACACCCAAUUAUAUUGCUCCAGAGAUCCUACGAGGCGAAGAUUAUGGUUUCAGUGUGGAUUGGUGGGCACUGGGAGUGUUGAUGUUUGAAAUGAUGGCAGGACGAUCGCCAUUUGAUAUAGUGGGGAGCUCCGACAAUCCAGAUCAGAACACAGAGGACUACCUCUUCCAAGUCAUUUUGGAAAAACAAAUACGAAUUCCACGCUCGCUCUCUGUCAAAGCUGCAAGUGUAUUAAAGGGAUUUCUCAAUAAGGAUCCCGCAGAACGACUCGGAUGUCACCCACAGACAGGAUUUGCAGAUAUUCAGGGAAAUUCUUUCUUCCGCAAUGUAGACUGGGACUUGAUGGAACAAAGACAGAUCAUUCCACCUUUCAAGCCACACAUCUCUGGUGAAUAUGGACUUGACAACUUUGAUUCACAGUUUACGAAUGAACCAGUCCAGCUCACUCCAGAUGAUGAUGAUGCUGUCAAGAAAAUUGACCAGUCAGAAUUUGAAGGCUUCGAAUACAUCAAUCCCCUCCUGAUGUCAGCUGAAGAGUGUGUCUGAGUUGCUGACGUCUGUGCAUUCUGGCCAGUGCCUCCAACCUUGCAUGUGGAAGAGCAGAAAACAACAAAUGCCUUGCUUUAACAGCCAAAACCUUUCCCCUCUGCAGCUGAUGGUUUGUGAAUUCUCAUCCGAACCCUUGUCCAAAAACUAGGGAUGAGUACCUCUUUUUCUCCCAACAUAGCCAUAAGCUGUAGAAUAAUUGUCUGAGAGCUCGUCCUCUGCAGUUGGGAGUCAACCUUUCUCUUCCCCAUUAUUCCCAGUUGACUCUAAAUCAGUCGACAGAAUAAUUUGUGUGGGGAGAGCAAAUGAUACUUUUUAGCUAUGAACGUGUGUUGUAAACCAUUGCUGGGGACACCUGUAUGGAAAGUUCACUUUUAUCUUUCUGGUGUUAAACAAAACCUUACAGGCUUGUCUUAAAGGUCUUGCUUGCUCUCUUCCAAACCCCCUCUCCCCCCCCCACCCCCCAACGCCUCCACCUGCCUAUUGUCAGUGGUAUUGCUCAGGGAGAUGGCAGCUGUGGCUUUGACUAAAAUGCUUCUGCUGGUACAGCAUUGCUCUUAUUUACUGGUGGGAAAAUUAUGUCUGACGUUAGGAGGAGGAAAGCAUUUUAGAGCAUUCUUCUGCCUUCUGGCAUGAUGCCAGCAGGCUGUGUACAGAAAUACAGCCUAAUUUCCACUAAUUGGGUCAGUCAAUUUAUUUAGUCAAUUGUUAGAUGUUAAGUUAUCACAUUUUUGGGGAGCACAGAUUAACAGUACAAAAGAAAAAGUGCACAAACAUACUGUGACUAUAAGUGUCUGUACUGCUGUGAAAGGUGUCUUUUUUCAUUUGAAUAUAAAAUUGUAUUCUAUACCAUA
Hypanus sabinus (Atlantic stingray) is the source of this 2708-nucleotide messenger RNA. It is a transcript of the gene prkci, whose product is annotated as protein kinase C, iota. The transcript is spliced from 19 exons. Gene Ontology annotation, molecular function: diacylglycerol-dependent serine/threonine kinase activity; ATP binding; protein binding. The coding region runs from base 58 to 1854 and encodes 598 amino acids. The record is from RefSeq and is a predicted model, not a curated record. Lineage: Eukaryota; Metazoa; Chordata; Chondrichthyes; Myliobatiformes; Dasyatidae. Gene Ontology annotation, biological process: protein phosphorylation.